Messenger RNA from Plasmodium berghei ANKA, 1152 nucleotides. Its product is annotated as conserved protein, unknown function. The transcript has 5 exons. NCBI's taxonomy places the organism in Eukaryota, Apicomplexa, Aconoidasida, Haemosporida, Plasmodiidae. Bases 1 to 1152 code for a protein of 383 amino acids. The record is from RefSeq and is a predicted model, not a curated record.
AUGAAUUUACUUCAUGCAUAUAUACCGUCUUAUACAAAUCAAAAUAUGUGCAUUCAAAAUGGAACUGUUCAAAAAUAUAACUCAAACUCAAAUUCAAAUAAUGGAUCGAACGUUUAUGUGAAUCCUUUCCCUAUUUCUUAUAUGAAUACAAAUAUGUUAUUAGGAAAUAAUAAUACAGCAUUGAGUAUGUAUAACAAUAACACGAUAAAACCACAGUUUGAUAUAAAUCCAAAAGUAUAUUCAAGAGACUUUAAUCGAAGUAAUUUUAAUAAUGUAAUUAAUAAAGUCCCUAUAAAAUACGAGAGUACCUCAAAUUAUAAUAGAUAUAAUAAUAAUAUUAGCAAUAACUAUUUAACAGGACAAGAUGAAUGCUUAUAUAAGUCAUGUCUUGAUAGUAGAGUGUUUAGUUUACAAUAUAACAAGAAUAAUAAUAAAAGUGUUACAUAUGAUAUAUAUAGAGAUAACUUUAAAAGAGUUAUAAUAUUUGAUCUGGAUGAUACUUUAAUUCCUACAUGUUGGAUUAGGGAUAGAUUAACAUCUAAAUAUAACCUUAGUUAUGAGCAAUCUCUUAAAGAGGUAAAAAAAGAAAUACAAACAAAUAAAAACUAUAACUUUGAAUCAUCAGUAUGUUCUGUGAUACGUCUAUCUAUGUCUAUAUCAUCUGGAGUAUUUAUUGUAACAAAUGCAAGGAGUGAUAAAUGGAUAGAAACAGUAAGAUGGUUAUUUCCUCAAUUUUCAAAAGUUUUAGAUGAAUACAACAUUCCUAUAAUACGAACAGAUCAGCAUAUGGAACCAUCUCCUUUAAAAAUGUAUGAAUAUUUUCGAUAUUGGAUGAAUGCUAAGAAAAAAAAGUUUUUUGAAAUAAUUAUAGAUCAUAGAAAUUUGUGUAAUCAAUAUAUUUCGAGCAAAAUCGAUUUUAUUUCUUUGGGGGACACUGAAUUUGAAGAAGUAGCAACGGAAGAACUUCAUAUGAGUAAUAAGAAUAUAAUAAAUAAGGCGUUUAACAUAAAGGUUCAAUCUGGAUUAUCACUAUGCGAAUUUAUUGGACAACUAAAAUUGAUACAAGUAGCUUUAUCCAUAAUUACUAAAGAAUCUUAUUCAUAUAAAUAUUUAGCUUUGUCUGGAUCUGUUCAAAUUAAAUUAUUCGAUUAG